UACCAUCCCACAUUGAGCAAUCACUUUCGUGGAGGCGUAGCGUUGAACAGAUUGGUUUGCAAAUUCCACCCCUAAAAUAGAAAGACCAAAAUAAAUUUUUUAAUACCCUUUAUUCAACGCUAGCUGCCUCUUAUGUUUAAGCCAAGUAUUUGUUACUAGUUUGGCUGUUAUUUAUAAUAUAUACAUACCAAUAUGUACAACGAAGACGAGGAAAUGGAGACAAACGAGACCAACAAUGAUGUGUUAGAAAGUGAGGAGAGGGAUGCUAAAUCCCCAAGUGAGGACAGGGACUGCAAGUCUCCCACUGAAGCCUCUUAUGGUGAUGAUGAAUCGAAAGAGGAGGAAGAACCAAGAAGACGGAGAACAAGGCGUAAUGUAAGAGUUGAAGAAGGGGAUGAAGAUGAUGUCAUCGAGAAGAAAGGCACCAGGCGUGUGACGCGUCAGUCGUCCUCUGAAGAUGAUUUUACAAGUUCAAGAACAAGAACUUCAAGUGGCACCAAAACAAGCACUGGUCGAAGAAAGGUCUCCUCCUCGGAAGAUGAAGUUGCUGCUACAACGGCAAGACGCAAGGUUAGUGUAAAAGAUCAAACAAAAUCUUUUGAAGGACACUCGUCAGGCUCAGACCACGCCGUCACGUCAUCAACAACAAAACGUUCGUCAUUUACCAACCGACGUGCCAAUACUGUUGCAACAAGUAGUGAAGUGACUUCAAAAAGAGAAUCAUUCAGCAAGGACCGUGCUACAUCAGUCGAAACAGAAACCUCACCAAGACGGCUGUCUAGGCGUGAGUCAUCAGAACGUCCAGCAUGGUCCUCCUCCACAAAAGUUGAUCACGGUCGCGUUGAAGCGCACACAAUGAGCAGAAAAGAAUCAACCACCCAGAGUGAGAGCGACGAGCCGAAAUCGGCAGCGCAAUUACGAGCUCGUUUCGAACAGAAAGGGAGAGCGAACUCAAAAGAUGGUCAUAAUAAAACAAGAGCGGUUGGAGGAUCAACAGGAGCUGCAGCUUUAAAGGCACGUUUCGAGUCUCAAGGAACGUCGUCAUACAAAAGAAGGACCAGCUCGUCAUCGGGAAGAGACAGAAAUAUGUCGACAGAUGACGAAGAUGGAGGCGGACACAAGAAAAUGUCUACGCUGUCACUGAAAGCACGCUUUGAAGCGAAGGCUGCUGACAACGCUCCGGUGAAGAGGAAUUUUAUCAUCAACAAAAACCGCACAAGUUCGGCAGCACGAAAGUUCAACAAUGCUGCUCCCGCAUCGAACAAAUGUGCUGUGUGUAACAAGACAGUCUAUCCAAUGGAGAAGUUGGAAGCCAACAGUAUCGUGUACCAUAAGUUUUGUUUCAAAUGCACCACAUGUAAUCGAACUGUUGGGUUAGGUAGCUAUGCUGCGUUGCAGGGUAAAAUUUAUUGCAAACCGCAUUUGAAACAGCUCUUCAAAUUAAAGGGCAAUUACGAUGAAGGUUUCGGCCGUGCACAGCGUAAAACUGAUUGGAUAAAAAAGGACGAAUCGGUUGAUAUCGCCGAAGAGAAAGAAGACGCCAUCCUUGAACAGUCGGACAAACAAAAUGUUGUGGUCAAUGGUGACGAGAUGCACGAUGAUUAAGCGUGACCAUAGAUAUAUUUUAUUAAUUAUUUUGUUUCAACAUCUGUUGAGAGACUAAUCCUAAUGUGAUGUCAUUGACGUGACAAGCUCAUACGUUAAUGACACAUGGGCGCUGCAAAUUGAAAAUGUGACGUCAGACACAUGUAUAUCGUUAGGGCUGUGGUUCCGUCUAUAGUAAAUUGGUUGUACGUUGGACCGAAAAAUUAUAUAUAUAAUUAUAUAAUAAAUAGCCCCUAAACAUAGUAAAGUAUCAAAUCGCUACAUUUUAAAUAACUUUUGUAAUAGUGUGUCUGGGUUUCUUUAUUAAUUUUAAGUGCUCCUGAAGCCAACAUGAGCCGGAUUGUUUUUUUCAACAACCGGACUAGAGAGUCAGCCGUAUAAUCUUUCUUUUGAGUCUGUGUGUAACAUGGCGUAUAUUUCUCAGAGAGAAUUUUUAACAACGUAAAGAACUAGUUUUUGUUUAGUGUUGUCUAUUAUGUUGCAGCUGUUACAGCCUUAGGUGAUUAUAUAUAUUAAUUGAUGCAAAAAUAUUACUACUUUGAAUAUAGGAACCAAUUGGGUGAAGUUUAUGAGCGAACUUUGCAAGUAUUAAAGAAAAGUUUUUGUUGCGAGAGGUAAUUGUCAUAGAUAAAAUCUUGAGUACUGAAAUUAACCAUGGUAAGUCUGUCAACGUAUCCAUGGUCAACAGCACUAAAAAUGUGAAAGAGUUUGAAAAAGAAGCUUAAGUUUUUACGUGCUUUUUUGUCUAUGGUUGUAUAUGUUUUUUAAAGCGUUUAAAUGUUUGCUUUGUGAGAAUCUGAUCAUUUCUUGAGCGAGGUAUUGUGAUGUGUAAGUUCGCCAUAAUGUAUACGCACCUUUACUUAAUUAAAGCUUACUUUACUCUUGAACAUUUUUUGGGAGUAAAAAGUUUGUAGUAUAAAUCUACCUGUAGAAAUUUGUACCAUUCUAGCAUUUUUUAAGAGUUCAAAGUUUGCAUGUUUGUUUAUUAAACUGUUUUUGUGCAACCAAAAUUCAUAAUGUAAUUUUAGGCGCGUGAUUUCGUGAGAAGAGAAUCGGAAAUGUUGGGGCAAUUCUAGGCAUAAUUGAUUGCACCCAUGUUCAGCCUGCAAUAAAGUAAAAGUUAAAUAAACCCCCUGACUUUUUUAUAUUUUGACUUUUAGAUUUCUUUCUGUUACUCUAUUGAUAAGUUACCUUUUCCUAUAAUACAAGCUUUGAACUAGAUGUUGCCAGUGAGAUUUAGGUUUCGGAGCUUAUCUAACAGUGGUGUGAUGCCUCCUACUGCUGAUAUAGCCAUGUUAUAAUUAGCUUGCUAAAUAUUUAAAUUAUGUUGAUUAGUUUAUAGUGAUUUUAACUUGAUUUUUCUUUUAUGUUGUAAAACUAAAUUGUUUUUUUGUUUGUUUUAAAAAUGGUGCUUUUAAUAGUUUUUUUAGUAUUUUUCAAUGAUGGAAACAAGAAAAUAAAUGCGAUGUUUUUACGUAAA
This is a messenger RNA of Hydractinia symbiolongicarpus, 3085 nucleotides long. RefSeq names its product LIM domain and actin-binding protein 1-like. Gene Ontology annotation, molecular function: actin filament binding. The transcript has 9 exons. The record is from RefSeq and is a predicted model, not a curated record. Gene Ontology annotation, cellular component: actin cytoskeleton; plasma membrane. Gene Ontology annotation, biological process: actin filament bundle assembly. Lineage: Eukaryota; Metazoa; Cnidaria; Hydrozoa; Anthoathecata; Hydractiniidae. The coding region runs from base 193 to 1605 and encodes 470 amino acids.